UCACCUGCCAGCUGUUUUCAGAACACACCAACGCGGAGAUGGCGUGGAUUUGUCCCGACUGCCCCAUGUUGUCGCCGUUGGAUGACCCGAUGGGCGUGAAGGCGGCGCACCAAGCGGUGCUCAAGUUCAACCGCGAGAGCAAACACCGCAAUUACUUCACCUUGAUGGAAGUUUCUCAGAUAACGGGCGGGUACAUCAUGACCAUCGGCAUGCUGACCUGGCUCAAGUUGGCCCUGGUGGAGACGGACUGUCCGAGACACGCCGAGAAUACUUUUGCGCCCUGCGCACCUCGCUGCUCUGAUCAAGCGAGUCACGUCUUUUGCCAAGCCACUUAUUACAACUGGCAAGACCAAAUUGGAGAACUUGGAUGUGAAUUUUAUCCGCCACGGAAUUCAGCGUCUCGCUCGCCGGGCAUGCCGAAACCCAAGUGCAGGCCGUUAUUCCAUGAAAGUCGGGAAGGUUUUGCUUGCAAGGCACAGCUGGGCAUCCGCCAGCCCGUCAUCCACCACAUUUGUCCCUUCCCACUGAUUGUCCAGCAGCCGCAGUGGGUGAAAGGUUGAACUUGAUGUCAUUGCGCUUGGCUCCUCAUGACCCAAUAAAAAAAAAAAAAAGCAUU
Molecule: messenger RNA, 616 nt
Organism: Hippocampus comes (tiger tail seahorse)
Lineage: Eukaryota; Metazoa; Chordata; Actinopteri; Syngnathiformes; Syngnathidae
Product: alpha-2-HS-glycoprotein-like
Exons: 4
Coding region: 39-560 (173 amino acids)
Biological process (GO): negative regulation of endopeptidase activity
Cellular component (GO): extracellular region
Molecular function (GO): cysteine-type endopeptidase inhibitor activity
Source: RefSeq, a predicted model, not a curated record